UCUAUUCUAUAAUUCCUAAACAUGCAAGUCAAACUAAGCAUAAAUUUAUAAUAAUCCACACUAGUUCUGACUUCGGAACUGUUGAGCCUCCUAGUGCCUCAAGCACAAAGACUCAACUUGUCUACACUCUACAGCCAAUGCCAUCUUCAUCACUAAUCAUUGAGGAGGAGCCAUUCAUUGGCUGCUUGAAGGCGGAGACUGGAGAGCUUGCUGGUCAUAUGUCGGUCACAGACUACCUACUCAGUCCGUGACUGCUAGACAGUUGGUGUAGUGUUGGCAUAAUGGUGGAUGGUUCAUUCCAAUGGUCACAAUUUCACAAACUUUGGUUUAUGGCUUUUUUCUUGUUGGCAAAAAUUUCCCAGUGGUAAAGUUGUGUUAGGAUAGGUAUUGUCAGUGAUAAAGCCAUCAUAAAGGUUUUGAAAAAGUCUUGUGUCUAGACUAAGGCAUAAUUAUGUCAAAAUCAAGCAACACAGUGCCAGUGCCUGACAUUGAGCCAUCAGCUGCUCAGGUGCUGUGCCGUGCAGUUCAAUUAGACCAAGAAAAAAAGUAUAGUGAAGCUGUAACAUGUUAUGAACAAGGUAUAAGGUUGCUUCUACAAGCUGCCAAAGGUGUCCAUGAUGCAAAAAAGAGAGAUCACUAUAAGAAAAAAAUUGAAGAAUAUCUUGCAAGAGCUGAAAAUCUGAAGCAAUUGAAUGCAGAUGCAAAAAAGCUUCAAAAACAUACUCGGAUUGAGAUUGGAGAAGGUGACAAGGGCUACAGCUAUGGCACUCUCCUGCUCCCUUAUUUGGACUCCAACUUGACUUCAGUAACUGUUGAAGAUCCAUACAUACGUACUACCAGCCAGCUCUAUAACCUGCAGAGGUUCAGUGAAGCCCUCAUAGCAGGAGCUCCAAACUUUCGCAGCCUUCACCUUGUUACUUCAUGUGGUGGCCAGUCAACUUCUGGGCAAGCAGAGGUGCAGAAGAAAGGCUUGCAGGAGAUAAGUGAAGCUCUGGCGCUCCACAACGUCAGCUUCACCUACUGCUUCUCUGAGUCACUACACGACAGAGAUAUAAAAUUGGACAAUGGGUGGACCAUCCAGAUCGGGCGUGGCUUGGACUACUUCCAACGGUUGGACAGGAAUCGCUUCAGCAUCGGCUCAGGCGACUACAACCUCCGCCCCUGUAGGCAGACCACCGUCGAUAUCUUCCAUACAUCCGCUCUCAGAUAGCAGCACAUCUUCCAGCACUCGUACUUCCAUAUAACCGUAUAAUUUUAGUUUUGACCAAGCUCAAACAAUUUUUAAGCUUAUACGUAAACCUCGCUUCAGACGUCGGAGACCAGUGUGCAUCAGCAACUUAUACACCUCCACCUCCGUGAUAAUUUGUCAACUUAUGCUCCUACACUGAGAUGCUCUUUAUUUUCCGCACGAGGAUAAUGAUAUUACCAAACUUCAUGGACAAAUAUUUCUUUGAUGAUAGCAACAUACUAGAAAAACCCAUGCUCUAUUGAGUAUCAGCGCAAAAUAUCAGCUGUGAAAAUGACCAAAAUAAUUAAUAAUUGCCAUGACGACAUCUUAGUAAAGGAUUGCAUUGAGAGUUUAGGCCGACACAUCAGUGUCGGACACAGCCGUAAACGAGUCACGUUGUUCGUAACGCGAUGUGAUAACAAUAAUGUUAUGCGUAUUUUUGAUGUCUUUUAAAACAUAACUGUCGUGUACUGCAUAUACAAUAACAAUAAUGUGAUGCGUAUUUUUGAUGUCUUUUAAAACAUAACUGGCGUGUACUGCAUAUACAAUAACAAUAAUGUGAUGCGUAUUUUUGAUGUCUUUUAAAACAUAACUGGCGUGUACUGCAUAUACAAACCGCACGUUGUUUAGCAAGUCGAGCGAUGCAAUAACUAUAACGGGUAAAUAAUUAUACACGAAAACUUCUUACGAAUCAGGUUUACUGAAAAACGAGGGAAUCGAGCAACAGUGAACAAGUAUUACGACAGAGUGUGCCCCGUGGCAACUGGACGCUGUGCCGAGACAGGAUGUUUCGUUGCGACACCGAGGCUGUUUGAGGUCAUGCCGGAGAAGCUGAGAGAAGACAAGUUUACAUUUGCGACAGUCAAUAAACAAAUGGAUGGCUGCUCUAACACGAUGCUAGAUAAUCUACCUCCGCCUUAUCUAGCUCAAAAAGUAGCAAGCAACGUGUUCGUUCAUCAGCCUGCACAAAUACUGUCUAAUAUCCAGCCAUCACGUUCGAGAACUUACUUGUAGUGGAGAUUACAGGCUCCUGCGACUGGCAAUUGAUUCGUAAUGGCUGGUAGUCAUGGCGACAACACGUGAUAUGUAAAUCAACCAGCAGUGAUAA
Molecule: messenger RNA, 2336 nt
Organism: Hyalella azteca
Lineage: Eukaryota; Metazoa; Arthropoda; Malacostraca; Amphipoda; Hyalellidae
Product: MIT domain-containing protein 1
Exons: 6
Coding region: 452-1210 (252 amino acids)
Biological process (GO): midbody abscission
Cellular component (GO): midbody
Source: RefSeq, a predicted model, not a curated record